CUGAAGCAGGAGGCAAAAGCGCCCGCGCGCCACGAACGGAGCCACACUCUGCACUCUCGCGCGCAGCAUCCACCGAGCCGUGCAUCUGACCGCUCGUGCGUCCAGCCAGUCAGCACAGGGAACCUUCGUGUUGUGUGCUGAUUUUUUUUUAAACUGUGCUUUCAUUUAAUUUAACAAAGCGGAGGAGAAACGUGGAGCAGACCAGCAUGAACGCGCGAGACACCGAGCUGCCAUCCAUAGUAUAAUUAACCAUAACCCCGCAGCGGCGGCAGCAGCGGAGGCAGCAGCGCGGGGUCUGGGCUGAUCGCGCGCGGACUGGAACUCCACGGUCUCUCCGGUUUUACCGCGAGCUCGCGCCUCGCUGGAGUUUAACGGACAGCUUAGACUGAGCGAACCGGUCGGAGAAGUGAAGCGCGAGGUGCCGGGACUGAACGGAGGAGCGUUUGGACCGGAGCUCGCGGGCUCUCUGGAGUUUAACGGACAGCAGCAGCAGCGCGGGCACUGAGGAGCCGGUACUCACGCGCCGGACUGACUCUGAUUCUGACUCGGUUCUGAAGGAGAAGAACAGAACCGUAACCGGACCGUUUGAACCGGAAUUAAUAUUUUUGCCCUCGUUAACGGCGUAACGCAUGGUGGGAAUUUCAGCCUCUCUUCAGUAUCGCACUGAGAAGCGCUCCACCAUGCCCGACUCACCUGCCGAUGUGAAAACACAGUCCAGGUUAACUCCACCCACCAUGCCUCCUCCCCCCAGCACACAGGGAGCUCCCCGAACCAGCUCCUUCACUCCCACCACACUAACAAACGGCACCAGUCACUCUCCCACAGCGCUGAAUGGAGCUCCCUCGCCACCCAAUGCUUUCAGCAACGGCCCUUCAUCCUCAUCUUCGUCUUCUCUGGCCAACCAGCAGCUGCCUCCAGCCUGUGGUGCACGGCAGCUCAGCAAACUGAAGCGGUUCCUCACUACAUUGCAGCAGUUCGGCAAUGAUAUCUCACCUGAGAUCGGUGAGCGUGUACGCACGUUGGUGUUGGGCCUUGUGAACUCCACUUUAACCAUAGAGGAAUUCCACUCCAAGCUGCAAGAAGCUACAAACUUCCCGCUCCGACCUUUUGUCAUCCCAUUUCUGAAGGCCAACCUGCCGCUACUGCAGAGGGAGCUGCUGCACUGCGCUCGGCUGGCCAAGCAGAACCCGGCGCAGUACCUGGCCCAGCAUGAGCAGCUGCUACUGGACACCAGCAUCACCUCCCCCGUCGACUCCUCCGAGCUGCUGCUGGAUGUCAACGAGAACGGCAAGAGGAGGACGCCAGACAGAACCAAAGAGAAUGGCUUUGAGAGGGAGCCGCCACAUCCAGAGCACCCCAGCAAACGGCCCUGCACCAUCAGCCCCGGGCAGCGUUUCAGCCCCUCCAACGGCAUCUCCUACCAGCCCAAUGGUUUGCCUCACCCAACGCCCCCGCCUCCACAGCACUACCGCCUGGACGACAUGGCCAUCGCCCACCACUACAGAGACAGCUACCGCCACCCAAACCACCGCGAGAUCCGCGAACGCCCUCGACCCCUCGGGAUGCACGGAGGCACUCGUCAGGAGGAAGUCAUUGAUCACCGGCUUACAGACAGAGAAUGGGCCGAGGAGUGGAAGCACCUUGACCAUGUAAGAAAACUGCUGAACUGCAUCAUGGACAUGGUGGAGAAGACGCGGCGCUCUCUGACCGUGUUGAGGCGGUGUCAGGAGGCCGACCGCGAAGAGCUAAACUACUGGAUCCGCCGUUACAGUGACGCAGAGGACCUAAAAAAGAGCUCUACCAGCAGCACCAGCCAAUCUAGACAGCAGAGCCCUGCCAGCCAGGAAAGCAACCCUACAGAGAUCCACCGGGAGCUGCUCCACAGGCCAGGAUCUGGCUACGUUCCUGAGGAGAUCUGGAAAAAAGCAGAAGAGGCUGUGAACGAGGUGAAGAGGCAGGCCAUGUCUGAGCUGCAGAAAGCCGUGGCUGAAGCGGAACGCAAAGCUCACGAUAUGAUCAGCACAGAGCGUGCUAAGAUGGAGCGCACUGUGGCCGAGGCUAAGAGGCAAGCAGCGGAGGACGCACUGUCGGUUAUUAACCAGCAGGAGGAUUCUAGUGAGAGCUGCUGGAACUGUGGACGCAAGGCGAGCGAAACCUGCAGUGGCUGCAACACGGCGCGCUACUGCGGCUCCUUCUGCCAGCACAAGGACUGGGAGAAGCACCACCACGUGUGCGGCCAGACCCUGCAGGCUCAGCAGCAGGGGGACGCCCCCGCCACCGUCAGCUCCUCAGCCACCCCCAGCAGUGGCGCCGGCAGCCCCACAGACACUCCCUCGGCCGCCACACCCCGCUCGGCCACGCCCGGCACCCCUUCCACCAUAGAGCCGACGCCGCGCUAGAGCCGGAGGCCGCCUCACACACAUCUUCACAGCCCACUGGGACUGCCCUCUCUGCCUCGCUUGCUCAAAGAUGGUAAAAAAGCUGACGUGCUGACAAAGAAAGAGACUGGUUCCAGAACGAUCACCCACCGGAGGUCCAUAUCGGGUCAUAUUGACUUGCCAUGAUAGAGAACGCAAAGAUAUUCUUUGUUUGAAAUUCUCAGUGUCCUUUAUUGAUAACUAUAGCUACUAUUGAUUAUUGUCGUUAAUGUUCACUGUCGUCAUCGUCGUCGUUGCUCUCUCUUACGUUCCUGUAAAUAAGAAGAAACUGAAACUGAAUAGACAGCUGAGACCUCUGGAUGAGCACAUUUGACCUCCCCUUUGAUUUAUUUUAUUUUUUUACUUUUGUUAAUUCGUUCGUUCGUUUGUUUGUUUUAUUCGUUUGCCGUCCUCUCAAAGCUCCUCCCCCUCUCCAGUAGCUGGGAUAUGAAACUAGUCGUACCUCAUUGAAAGACACUUUACCAAACUACAAACCAAGGGAUUACUUCAUCGCUGUUGUAAACACAAAGACACAAAGAUGUGUGAUACAGAGAAAGUAAGACAAUGAAAAACAAUGAAGGAAAAAUAUGGGAAAAUAUGCUGCAAACGGCAUCAGGGCAGGACACCACGGACUGGAAGAUGGAUGGCAUCUUUGGGUUACUUACUGAACUCUGCAGACCCUCAGCACAGUGUGCAGAUGUGCAGCAGAUUGUAAAAGAACACAGAUGUUCAUCCCUCUUUUUUUUUCUUUCACAAAGCUUCUGCAAGACAUUUGAUCGUAUCCAGGUCAGUGGUCUGAAAAAUAAAAGUCUGUUUCACAGAGGAAUGUAAAGACGUUGAGGGCCGAGCGGCCGAUGUGAUUGGCGGAGCGCCUCACAGCGCGGCCAGUGAAGGAACGGUGCCGAUCCUAAACGCUCCCAGACCGGAAGUGAAGUCAUCAUCAGCGCACCCGAGCAGGACUGUCAGAUCCUCACUGCUCACUGUGACAGCGGCUUGGAACAAAAGGGCUGAAAAAUGACCCGUGUACACAAUCACACACACAAAGACAAAACAGGCAAGUUCUUCUGCUCCUGGAAUCAGUCCAAACCUCUCCUCCAAACCAAUCCUGCCCAGCUCCAGUCCUUCCAUCAAUCCUUUAUCCGUUUAUUUCUUCCCCCCUCCCUCACCUCUCUAAGCUUUGUUUGUGUUGAACAUUCAUGUCCUGUAUUUUGUCUCCAAUGGUUAUUUAUUGUACGUGUUUUUGGACAAUUGUGAUAAUGCAUAAUAAUACUAAAAAAACAAACAAAAAAAAACAAAAAAACUAAAUUCAUACCUUUAGGCUCAUCCCUCUAGCUGGUGCAAAAUGACAUACUCUAUCUUGAGCUGCUUUUCUAUUUGUGAGUGUUCGUGGUAGUUCCCUAGUAGUUCUUUAUCAACAAGAAGAUGAUGAGGAUGAUGAUGAUGAUUUUCCCAUUGUCCUCGAAAAGAAGACAAAAGCUAUCUCUCAGAGCUGCUGCUUCAGUCUAACUCCGAUCUUUUCUGAGAACUAGCAUGUUACACGGAAUGCUAACAUAAAUGUUUUGUACAUGGGACGUACAUAAAUGUACUUGCACUGUCACAGAGUUCCUCUCAGCAUGCUUCUUUUUUGGAGUUUCUCAGUAGAGAGCCUUACUUCACAGAUUUUCUCUGUAGUGCUUCUUGUGACUUUUUUCAUUUCCUGUAAAAAAAAAAAAAAAAAAAAAAAACGAAAAAGGGAAAAAUAGUAUCACCACCUGCUUUCGUUAGUAACGUUUUCUGUCCUGAAGACCUUAGCAAGAAGUCAUAACUUUGCUUUGACUGGUUAUGAACAGUGCAUGCACAUUACUGAACGUUGUAGUAUGUUUUUUUUGUUUGUUUUGUUUUUUGUUUGUUUUUUUUUAUAUAAAACUUUUGAAAAAAAAUUUAGAAAAAAAAUACACUAAGAAACUUACUAACUUUCCAAAUGCAGAGGUGUAAAAUAGACAGCUUUAACACUGCAAAGCACCAGGUUAACACAGUAUUACAAAAGAAUUAACAUGGAAGACAGCCAAAGACAGACAUGAAGGACCAAAACCUGAUUUUAUCCAAUAUUAAACCAUGAAAAAAAAGAGAGAUUCAUUCAAUUGCACCGUGACUUGUUCUUUGUGUUAUCCAAGUGUUCAUCAGGGGAAACCAACUUCAGUGUCGUGUUUUCAUUUUAAAACCUUUAACACUCUCCUGUCCAGAGCCAAGACCAGCCCUGCUCAGCUUGCACGGAGACAAAGCCACUGAAGCCACUGGAGCCAAUGGAGUUGUAGAUGACUGAAAGUUUACUUUGUUUGCGACAGAGGUCUGACCUAAUGAGCAAUAAAAAUAGAGAAGGUGACAUCAAAAUCUGCUCGUUCAGAGAGCCCAACACAAUUUCCUAGAAGGAGUGAGUGUUUUCCUAGACAGAUGUUAGUGCAGGUUGAAGUUAUCUUUUGCUUCAUCAGCUUUAACUGGUCGGACUAUCACCCCAGAAGGGCACACGGCAACGGGGGAAUUUGGAAGUGUCUAACUAAAGCUGUGGCACAUAUUCAUGAAGAACAUAUCCUUACACUGAAGCACUGAAGCGUAUCUGCUCAUGUGAUACAGUAAAGCCAUGUAAAAUAGAAAGAGAAACCAUUGAAGUUUAAAAUGAAAUGAAGGUGAAAUAAAACAAAAGAAAACCUCAGCAAUGGCUUAGGAAAAAGAGGGGGGCUUUAUAAGCACUUAUCCCUCAGCACUAGGAGCGCUGGCCCCGAAACCAUGGUGCUAAAACAUCUAGGAGAAGAAAGGCUGGAUCUGAGCUGUCUCUGGGCUUUCUCUCUCUCUCUCUCUCUCUCUCUCUCUUUCUCUCUCUUUUUCUCUAUUUCUCUCUUACUGUCUCUCUCCAAUCCCAAAAAAUUCAAAAGAGACGAUGGUGUGUGACACCCAUUCACAUCACAGAAGCUGUGAGGCAGCCAAGCUGUCUUCAAACACUAGUGUAUUGUAUUUAAAAAAUGCACACAGUCCGUGUGGUCGGUGUAUUCAGGGCAAACUGGGUAAAACAAACGAUAAGUACUGUGGGAAGUGUUACGGAAAUGACGAUACUAAUAAUGGAAAAGAAAAACCUAGAAACCCUCUCCCAUAUGUCUGUUUUGCUACGACCUUUUUUUCUCUGUGGCAAAAAGUCUCACUCUACCUCUGACAGCAUGUUUAGAGCACCAGUCGCUGAGCAGAAACUGGUCUAGUCAAACCAAAUGGGCACGCGAGAACAGGACUAAAAUCCAAAGUUAAAAGCUCAUACAGCUGCAAAACCAUAUCACUACUUGGUAACAAUGCAGACCUCAUAAAGAGAAAACCUAAUGAAUAGAAUAAAUAUGCUGAAAAAAAAGAAAAAAAAAACUUUUUUUUUACGUUCCUUUAUGCUUGUCACACACGCAGAUCACCCUGAGUUUGAUUUGUAAGAAAUCAAAGUUGAAUUAAAAAAAAAAAAAAAAAACGAUGAUUUCCGAGUUUUGACUCCAUUUGAUAUACAGUAUAAUUCACAAAGUGGUCGAGUGAGAUAUGUGAUAUAUUCCUUUCCUUCCUCCCUCCCUCCCUCCCUCCCCCCUCCUCCCCCCAUUUUUUCCUCUGUUGUAAGAAAUGCUAGGCCGCUUGUCAGUGUCGUUUAGGUUCAUGUUCUAGAGUCAUACUAAACAUGAGGUGUGUUUGAAAAAAGAAGGCUGGUGAAUUUUUUUGCGCAUGCCCGUUUUUGCCAAUAUGUAAAGGGGGGAGAUGUACAUGAAUUUUGAAAUUUGUAAAGCGAUUUCAACAUUUGGCUAAAGGAAGGGCCAGAGAAACAGAGUGAACUGGUUUAGCCGGGUGGGCACAGGGCGGGGUGGGCUUAGGGCUCUAUGAAAUUUUUAUUGUGAAAAAUAAAAAAAAAAAAAAAAAAAAAGAAAGAAAAAAAAACUCAAAUAAAUGAAAGUUGUUGUGCAAUACUUAAUUGAAACAUGAACCACAGGUUAAUGGUAGACUGACACUGGGGGUGUGCACUUUCAUCACACUUUGUCAGUAUAUUCUUGAGCUUUUGAGUCUACUAUGUCAGAACUGUGGUUUCUUGUUUAUUCUGUUUUGGUUUUUUUUUUUGUUUUCUUUUUUUGAUUUAUUUGGGGGACUAUAAUCAAUGGUCUGUCAGUCUGUGAAUCUUUGCAGUAUGAUUCUGGUAUUGUUGUACUCUUUACUGUGUAAUAAAUAUGUUAAUACCUGCACUAAA
Molecule: messenger RNA, 6651 nt
Organism: Astyanax mexicanus (Mexican tetra)
Lineage: Eukaryota; Metazoa; Chordata; Actinopteri; Characiformes; Acestrorhamphidae
Gene: runx1t1
Product: RUNX1 partner transcriptional co-repressor 1
Exons: 11
Coding region: 630-2399 (589 amino acids)
Biological process (GO): negative regulation of DNA-templated transcription; DNA-templated transcription
Cellular component (GO): nucleus
Molecular function (GO): transcription corepressor activity
Source: RefSeq, a predicted model, not a curated record